ACAUUUCCGGGUUGGCGGGCCAUUUCGAGUGACACGAACCCGAUCGAAAAUCAGUUUCACGCCUAUACAAGUGUAAAUGCUAUAUUGUAAAUUCAGUGAUUACAUCACAAAUGCAUCUAGUCGUUUAAAGGCACGAUGAAGGGCGUCACUUCGAACCAACUCUCGUUCUGUGGUAAGAUCAUCACAUUUGAUCACGCCUUAAGUGACAACCGAGUGACAAGCGAGUUGACAUUCCGUAGCUUUUCGUUCCAACCGGAUCAAGAAGCGUUCCUGCAGACAUCGCAAGGAGCGGCUGUCAUUAGCCACAAAAGCGCAGCACGCGUGGACGACGUCAUAAGAUCUAAAAGCGUCCAGUGUUUUCAGAGGAGGACCACCGCGCCGUGCGUCCUUGUGGCAAAAAAGAAUAAAAAGGCGGACUUUUUUCUUUAUAAACUUUUCACUGUGAGUGGCACAAACCAACUGGAGCCCUGCGUUGAGUUCUCACUCCCUUAUAAGCCGAAUGGGGACGUUUCCAUCCUCCAGGGGCCCACUGUGCUGUGGAUGCAUGCUGAUGCUGUGUUUCAUGCACCAAGUGAUUCAGGAGGGGUCAUACGGGUGCCCCUCCAACUGUCCCACUGUCUUAUCGGUGAGCUCCCCCUGCAUAAGAAACAAGUGUUCAUACUGGGACAACAACAGUGCUCCUCUCAGCAGACUGUGGCCUAUUUUCUUGGGAGCGGUCGCACCUUGGACGGCGCUGUGAUUUUACCUCCCCCUUAUAUCAGCAUCACUACGUGCAUCUCUGUGCUGUCAGCCCAGCAAACAGACGACGUGCUGCGGUGCACUGUGGUUGCAGCCACUGCCAAUCAGCAACUGGUUUAUUUGGAGAACGGCGUGGUGGAAGACACUUGCGCACUCCCGUUUCAAAGACCUGAAGAUAUACAAGUGGUCGACACUGGAAGAAAUGGAGUCAUCUUUGUUGUAUCUUUCGACCAGGGCCACGUGUGUGCAGUGUGGAAGGAUACAUUUGAAGUAACCGCCCAGUGGUCAGAUGUUAUCUCUGUGCACGUGGAUGACUAUCUUGGAUGCGGUACCGAGCAAAUAUUGUUAAUUUUUAAGGAUGACUGUGUAUCGGGGCAGCCGCUAGAACGUUUCAUCAUUACCGACCUCUGCGGGAUCUCCUUUUCUAGAGGCGAGCACAGUGGGCAAAGAGCAAACACCUCCCCUCUCCCGGAGAACCAAAUCCUCACAAUUCAAGCUUUGGAGUCCAGACUGCAGAGUGGACUGAGCGAGCUGCAAGAGCUUCAAGGAGAAGUGAGAGUAAAGGAGAGAGUUGUGCAGCAGUCGGUGCGCGCGCUCACUGAUGCAGUCCACAAUCGAGAGCCAAAUCUCACUCGGCCCGAGCAGGAAGGCCUUGUCGGUCUUUUGGAAAGUGAUGACGAGUCAAAGGAAGAGGCCGCCGAUGACAAGACCCAAGUCAUGCCGGCGGUGCCCCGCAGACCUCAAGUUGACAGGCUGUGGCAUCGCGUCGUGGACGGACGAAUAGUCGUGGGAGUGAUACUUGCCGCCGACAGCUUAGUCUCAGCGGUCGGUGCGAGCUUAUCCAUCUUGACAGAGGCAGGCCACGGCUCCACGCCCGCAGCCAUCCAAACCCAAAGUCGAGCGUUGUGGCUCCCUGCGCUCGGCCCUUCACCCUCCGCCGCCGCCUCCUCCUCCUCCGCCUCGGCCGCCACCUUCCCAGAGCCAGCAGCCAAAAGAAGCAAGCUGCACGACGCGGUCGGCCCGAAUGAUCUCAACACGGCCAGACUCGCCGUGACUGCCGUGACCAGGCUGGCGCCUCUGCUGAACUCUGCCUGUGUCAAGUGCAAUGUCAUGCUCCAUUACGCUCCGAGACAAGAAGCUUCAGUCCUCGCCGGCGUACCGGCACUGACUGUCCUGCAUUGUGGUCAAGUCACUCUAGACAUCCACGCAGACUUCAAAUUACAGCUGUUGAGCAACCCUGAGCUUAAAACAGACGAGGCUCAGGAGGACUUGUUGUGUCUGUUGGCAGUGCUCGAUCACCGCGUCUUCCGCAUAGACUCUCCCGAUCAUAGCUUGGGCGAUGUUGACGGCUGGCUGCAGCGGAGAGUGGGCUGUAAGAGGGUAGAAGUGAGCCCUCAGCAUCGACUGUUCGCUUCUCAAGGACUCUCUUCUGUUUCGCUGCUGUGCUGGCGUCGCAUCAGUCCUUUCCAGGGGGAACUGGCAGUCCACUCGAGUCACUUGCAGAUGCUCCAGCAUCUGGACGUCCUGCUAGGUUAUCUCCCGGCAUCCUCCUCCAUCCAGCCCAUCUGUGGCUCAAGAAGAGAGGGGUCAUCUGAGAUGCUGGCUUUGGCUUUGGAGAAGGAAGUGGCGUCACUACGGGAGUUUGUGUCACCGUUGCUGUGUGGGGAGCAAGAAGAUGAGGAGAGUAUGUCGGAGUCCGUAGAGACCCUCGAGCCAGGCACGCCGGAAGGCCUCCAGAAGUGUCGACUCGCCUGGCAACAGGACGUGGAGAGGGGUAUGCAGAAUUUAAACAGACGAUUGGAUGUAAGUAGGUAUCGCAAGUUUAUUCAAGAGUUGACUAUUGCCCAGCUUGAUGGGGAUUUAGCAGCCCUCAUGGAGACUCAGAUGAAAUAAUGUGAUUACUCCUGGAAAAAAAAAUCUAAUUUGGCCUCCAAGAGCAAAGUGAUGCUGACUUGCUUGCAUUCUUUUGUCGCACUUGAGCAUAUUUCCACUUGAUCACCUCCGAGGUGGCAUCGCUUCACUCUGCUGCGCUGUGCUCGUCUUAAUCCUCCAGACUUUGUGUCCUCACACUAUUUGUUGAUGCUCUCAAGUUUCACCCCAAAGUGAGAAAUGUCGAGGGAGAGAGGUGGGAUCGCACAAAAGAAAGCUUUUACUGGUUCUUCCACCUCACGGUUCACUUGUUUCCUUCCCGGGACAUGAUGCAAUUUCUCAUAUGAUGCUUCUGUGAAAAUGUCACAAUUGCACAACAUGUCUGACAGAUCGACCUGACCAGAAGUCAUAAACUGACCAGAGGGGACUCAUACUGUAUAUGUCUGUAUUUUCUCCACCCAAGCCUCGUGACACUAUUUUUUUUUCCCCCUCGGAUGAAGUGCUCUGCAUGGCUGCAGUCAGUACAGAUGCGACUUCAUUUUCAACUAGUUGGUGACUUGAAGAAGUAGAACAAGAAAUGACUGAGAGGUUGUAUUUGCAUUUUGCCCUGAUAGGCAGGCUUCAGCUCUCUGCAACCCUGAACAAAACUUGCACAGUGAUAAAUGAAUUCCCAUCCUAAGAAUGAAUAAUUUGCCCGUUGUUAAAUGAAUUAAGCAAAACAUUAGAAACGGCUUUUUUUAUAUGAUUCAGUGGAACGCAAACCACUCCUACGCAUAAAAAGAGUAAGAAGUCAAGAAAAAUGACCCAACCAAUAUAUGCAUCAGCACGUUUAAAAUUUAUAAUGGGUCAAUGCUUGGGCUUCAGUACCCAGACUGAUGUGCUAAUAAUAGCAGCAUAUUAUCCCUACUGUGCAGACCUAAACAGUGUCACAUUUCAAAAUUAUUGUGUCCCAUUGUAAGUCUCAACAUUUCAAUAUCUUUACUACUUCAUACCUCAUAGAAAAAAAACCUCCAUACUCAACUCGGUAUAAUAAUUCUCCUAUGGUUUUCUUUAUUUCACGUCGACCCAUUAUACCGUUCAGCCUAAAUAACGACCAUAAACAAUUUGCUCUCACUCACUCCUUGGCCUUCCUGAUUGGGUGCAGUUGCCAUGGCAACUCAUUUCUCACCUCUCAGUUCUCACAAAGCCCUCCAACCCACACCUCAAUAAACGAGCCAAGUUGGUUCGAUCCUGAACGAAACUGCAACUAAUCUUUCUUUCACGCCUUGACAUAUGGCCUAAUGACUCCCACCUUUACAUAAUUCAAACAAUAUAAAUGGGCUGUUGUGUAGGCUCGGAAUUGAUUGGAUUUCUGUGACGGGUUAGUGUUAUUGAUCAGUGUGCAAUUCUUGUGAUUUGGGCGGGACCACUCACGCAGACUUGCAUAUUUAUCUCGUAUUUCCUCAUAAUGGAUGAUGCGAGGAAGUUAAUCUGCGUCUAAAUAGCUGCUGUCUCAUUCUGCGAUGGCUUUUGGCCAAGUACAUCAUCAUGAGCCUUUUUACUUCAAAUAGGCUCUUUUUCCCUUUCAGUUAGUACUCGAGCCAGCACAACGGUAAAGGUCCAUUAUCAUGCAUUGGAGGAAACCCACUGUCAGAUAAUAUCCACACUACCCCAGGCCAAGCAGUCACCCAUGGCCAGUGUCAUCACCUCAGUGAGAUGAGACUUCUUAUCUGACCUGCAAUCGGGCCGAAGAAGCAUUUGUCUGUUGUUUUUGUUAUAGAGGAAAGUAGAUCUCAUAUGACAGAAAAGCAAUAUAAACGUUUUUUUUUUCUCCAAUAAAUGCUUAUGGUUGAGCCGGCCUUCCAUGAAGCGAGAGAAAAUGAAGCAGCGGUUAUGUUUAUUGAUGUUCAGGCUGAUAAAUAAAUGUUUUCAAUAGUAGCAUUCAAAAAGAGUUCUCCAGGUCCAUUAGUUCUAUAGAAUACGCGCAAGGCAGUUUCAGCGUCGUCCUUCCGCCCACUGCCGCCGCUGUCUGCAGUGCAUAUCUCCAUCCAACAUGUCAAAAGGUACACAGCCCGUGGCGAGACAAGUAUACAGAAAGGUUAUUUAUUUUUCAAUUUACCCAAGCGCUCCCUCAGUUAUACUUUAUUGGACUAAAGCUACAAAAAAAAAAAAAAAAAGAUCUGGUGCAUUUA
Molecule: messenger RNA, 4778 nt
Organism: Syngnathus acus (greater pipefish)
Lineage: Eukaryota; Metazoa; Chordata; Actinopteri; Syngnathiformes; Syngnathidae
Gene: fancb
Product: FA complementation group B
Exons: 8
Coding region: 136-2631 (831 amino acids)
Biological process (GO): negative regulation of double-strand break repair via homologous recombination; replication-born double-strand break repair via sister chromatid exchange; positive regulation of double-strand break repair via homologous recombination
Cellular component (GO): Fanconi anaemia nuclear complex
Source: RefSeq, a predicted model, not a curated record